Molecule: messenger RNA, 3458 nt
Organism: Danio aesculapii
Lineage: Eukaryota; Metazoa; Chordata; Actinopteri; Cypriniformes; Danionidae
Gene: capn7
Product: calpain 7
Exons: 21
Coding region: 287-2734 (815 amino acids)
Biological process (GO): proteolysis
Molecular function (GO): calcium-dependent cysteine-type endopeptidase activity
Source: RefSeq, a predicted model, not a curated record
GAAGUGCUGUGGGUUUGAGGAUUUGUUUUGAUGUCAUCGUAGCAAGUUAAAACGUUGUAUAAUCACACAAUAUUCAGAAUAACUAAGUUUAAAAGCGCCUCGGAAUUAACAUUUUCCAGUCUCGCCUCGUUUUAUUCGUUAGUUAGAAGUCGGGAAGUUCACAUUAACGAGAACAACUCAAGAAAAAGAAACGCAAAUCCUCAGAGGAGCAGCUCUACUGUAAUAAUGAACAGGUUAAAAUGAUUUGCCAUGUAUAAGAGUUGAAUUAAACCUAUAAACGUCGACCAUGGAUUGUACAGCUCUUGAACUCGACGCUAUUAAAUUUGCCAAAUCAGCUGUUUUGUAUGAUCAACGAGGGAAAUACAAUGAAGCGGUUUUCUAUUAUAAGGAGGCUGCCCAGGCUCUCAUCUAUGCAGGAAUGGCUGGAUCCAAACUAGAGAACAUUCAAGACAAGGUGAACGAGUACCUGGACAGAGUACAGACUCUUCUCAGUGCAGUUCAAGCACAGAGCAGUGACCCUCUGAAGAGCAAGCAUCAGCUGGAUCUGGAGAGGGCGUAUUUCCUGGUGACACAGGCUUUUGAAGAGGAUGAGAAGGAAAAUGCAGAUGAGGCCAUUGAGCUCUACACUCAGGCUGUGGAGUUGUGCAUUCAAGCGUCCAAUGAGACGUCAGAUCCAGCACUACAGGCGAAACUGAAGCAGCUUGCUCGACAGGCUCUGGAUAGGGCAGAGGGACUGAAAGACUCAGUUAGCAAACCUGCGAAUCAGGACAAGCCCGGAUCAUCUGCAUCUAAAGGUCCUGCUCAAGUUAGACAGUUCUUUCCACUCGGUCCAGACUUCUCCAUCCAUGACAAAGCUCAGCCGGUGCGAGCAGCGCAGUCCAGUGAGCCGCAGGGCCAGCGUUACACAGCUGAGGAGAUCGAGGUGCUCAGGAAGACCUCCAAGAUAAAUGGGAUUGAAUUUGUUCCCUUUAUGAGUGUUGACCUGAGGGAGCGUUUUGCUUUUCCUGUUCCAUUCUCCGACAGAUGUGGGAAACUAGCUCUGUCGCCGAAACAGAAAGCCAUAUUUUCCCGCUGGGUUCGACCUGAUGACAUCUGCAAUAACCCCACAAUGAUCUUCACUGUGUCCAGCUUCAGCAUCAAGCAGACGGUUGUGUCAGACUGUUCUUUUGUUGCAUCAUUGGCCAUCAGCGCAGCAUACGAGAGACGCUACAGCAAAAAGUUAAUCACAAGCAUCAUCUACCCGCAGAACAGGAAGGGAGAGCCAGAGUAUAACCCCUGUGGGAAGUACAUGGUGAAGCUGCAUAUUAAUGGCGUCCCAAGAAAGGUGAUCAUUGAUGAUUUCCUCCCUGUGGACCGCAAUGGCGAGCUGCUUUGCUCCUACUCUAGUAAUCGCAAUGAACUCUGGGUAUCGCUCAUCGAGAAGGCCUAUAUGAAGGUCAUGGGUGGUUAUGAUUUCCCUGGCUCCAACUCUAAUAUUGAUUUACACGCUCUCACUGGUUGGAUCCCCGAGCGUAUUGCUAUGCACUCAGACAAUCAGUCCUUUAACAAAGAUGACACUUUCCGCAUGCUUUACCAGAGGUUUCAUAGAGGAGAUGUUCUCAUCACCACCGCCACAGGGGUCAUGACUGAAGAGGAGGGCGAGAGAUGGGGUUUAGUGCCCACACAUGCUUACGCCGUACUAGACAUCAGGCAAUACAAGGAAAAACGUUUCCUUCAGCUGAAGAACCCGUGGAGUCACCUCAGGUGGAAAGGCUGCUAUAGCGAACGCGAUGAAAAAAACUGGACGCCAGAUCUUCUCAAAUACCUCAAUUUUGACCCCAAAACCGCACAGAAGUUUGACAAUGGGGUGUUUUGGAUUAUCUGGGAAGACUUGUGCCAGUAUUAUGACGUCAUCUACUUGAGCUGGAAUCCAGCACUGUUCAAAGAGUCCUCAUGUAUUCACAGUAGCUGGGAUGGCAAACAGGGACCGGUGAAGGACGUCUACAGUUUGGCCAAUAACCCUCAGUACAAGCUGGAGGUGCAGUGUCCUCAAGGGGGCGCUGCUGUAUGGGUACUGCUGACCAGACACAUCACUGACAAGGAUGACUUUGCUCAAAACCGGGAGUUCAUUACUUUAGUGGUUUACAAGACCAAUGGAAAGAAAGUCUAUUAUCCAGCUGAACCUCCUCCCUACAUUGAUGGCAUCAGGAUCAACAGCCCUCACUAUUUGACCAAGAUCAAGCUGACCAGUCCAGGAACUCACACUUUUACACUCGUGGUCUCCCAGUAUGAGAAACAAAACACCAUCAACUACACAUUAAGGGUGUACUCAGUGUGCAAAUUUAAUUUCUCCAAAAUCCCAACACCCUUCACCAACACCAAAAGGAUAAAUGGCCAGUGGAAGGGUGCCAGUGCUGGAGGCUGUGGAAACUACAAAGACACUUACAAGAACAACCCCAUAUACCAGCUCAACAUGGAGAAACCAGGCCCUCUGCUCAUCGAACUCCGCGGCUCCAGGCAGUACAGCGUGGGCUUUGAGGUGGUGACCGUAUCGACUACAGGGGAUUCUGGAUCAUCAGGCUCUCAAAAGAGAGCGAGCGGAGAUUACCGAUGCGGUUUUUGCUACAUGGAGGUUGAGAGUUUACCUGCUGGGAUUUACAAUGUCAUCCCUACGACCUUCCUUCCCAAACAGGAAGGCCCAUUUUUCCUGGACUUCAGCAGUGUCGCCCCGCUGCGGGUUUCUCAGCUGCAAUAACAGCCAUCCACCAUCUGCCUGCUGGAUUGUUGUUCAGAAGAUGUUUCGCCAGCACUCAUUGCUCACAGACACGCUCAUUUACCAAAAGAAAUAAGCACCGCUCACAGAUGGUACUUGACAUAGUGCCAUAUUUCAGUGUUUCCCAACCCUGUUCCUAAAGGCACACCAACAGUACACAUUUUCAACCUAUUCCUAAUCAAACGUACCUGAAUCAACUCAUCAGAACAUUAGAACAGACUCCAAAACCUGAAAUGAAUGGGUCAGAUAAUACAGACAUCCAAAAAAAUUUACUGUUGAUGUGCCUCCAGGAACAAGGUUGGGAAACACUGCCAUAUUUGACAUGUUAGCAUGUAAUAGUAUGCCGCUGCAGUGCCAUUCUCAGAGGAGGUGUGUUCAAUCAGCCAGAAACACACUCCUCUUAGUUUUGCAGUCCGAAGUCGCAUUCAAAGACAAUGGUAUGUGUGUGUAGGUACUGGCUUUGGCGGUUUAUGAGGACAUAUUUGGAAAAUGUCACAUGACCUAGGUAUUACAAUGUAUGAGGUGGUUUAUGAGGACAUGUCCUUGAAAUUCAAAACUGUUCAAAAUCAUAAUUAACUGGGUUUUUUGGCAUUCAGAAUUUGCCACAGGUUUCCUUUAAAGCACAGGUGUAUACUCGGUUCCUGGAGGGCCGCAGCUCUGCACAACCCUAUUUAAACACACCUGAUCAAACUCAUUAAAUACUGCA